Messenger RNA from Mytilus trossulus (common blue mussel), 582 nucleotides. RefSeq lists its product as uncharacterized. The record is from RefSeq and is a predicted model, not a curated record. The transcript is spliced from 3 exons. NCBI's taxonomy places the organism in Eukaryota, Metazoa, Mollusca, Bivalvia, Mytilida, Mytilidae. Bases 1 to 582 code for a protein of 193 amino acids. Gene Ontology annotation, molecular function: protein binding.
AUGUCCAUGACAACAUUUAACAGUGAAAUUUUAGUCACAUCACAGUUAAAAAGUAUCCAUGAAAUAAGUAUAUCUAAAUACGCCUACCAACUGUCAAUUGCAAUGAUAAUGGCUCAUAUUUUGAACUGCAUCUUGUUUGUUUUCAUAUGUUGUAAAAGUAUUGUUAAUGGUCAGCCUGGACCAGUGAUUCCUCCGCCAGGUGGAACGACACCGGCAACAGCAGCGGGAUUAACAGCGACACUACCCAGUGGUGCGAAUUCAUAUGCGAAAGAUGCAAUGAUCAAUUACAACCGAAUUCUUUGUCCGAAUACUAAUUAUAAUGGUGGAAAAUAUACUGCUACUGUGGCUGGUAAUUACUUGGUAUCUGUUACCAUGAUGUCAGGCACUGUAACCGCUCACACUACUCUAAGGAAGAAUGCUGCUAUUUAUGUGUGGCUAUAUACUGGUAACCAAUAUGAUAUGGCAACUCAAACUGUCUGCAUGCAACUGGCAGUGGGUGACAUGAUUUGGGUCCAGAUGACCAACAAGGCAUCGAUCCUCUUUGAUGUUUACAACACUUUCACUGUUGUUAAGUUACCUUGA